Dendroctonus ponderosae (mountain pine beetle) is the source of this 2944-nucleotide messenger RNA. RefSeq names its product sorting nexin-14. Gene Ontology annotation, biological process: autophagosome maturation. Bases 133 to 2820 code for a protein of 895 amino acids. Gene Ontology annotation, molecular function: phosphatidylinositol binding. The transcript has 15 exons. Gene Ontology annotation, cellular component: late endosome. NCBI's taxonomy places the organism in Eukaryota, Metazoa, Arthropoda, Insecta, Coleoptera, Curculionidae. The record is from RefSeq and is a predicted model, not a curated record.
CAAGAGUCAAGUCAAGUCAUGACUGUAAGCCUUGUUCUAUGGUUAUAUCAGGUUAUGUGUCACUUAUAUGUCUAUGAUCAUGGCAUGUUCUUGUCUUCAUCUAUGCAUCUUUAGUUGUUUUAAAUUAGAAUAAUGGGGAUGAUUCUUGCAAAUAUUGCUCAUAUUUGUACACUAAUAUAUACCGAUAAUUAUGUGAGAGUGUCUAGUAUCGCAGUGAUUCUUUUUUGUGGGCUAUUGUGUUUCUUUUCCAGCUUUUCAGGUGUUUUAGUGUUUUCCUGUUACAUAUUCGGAUACUUGGCAUCUUUGCUGUUGAUCAAGUAUCAGUAUUAUGCCAUUUCAUGUUUGAAAAAGUUUCUCGAAAGGUAUACUCAUAGCCCAACUAUAAAAUUAUCGAAAUUAAAAGCAUCAUGUAGCGUUUGCGACAAUCUCACAUGCAGACGACAUUAUAUCGCGCACAGUGCAACACCGUGGAAGGAUAUUAAGAUAAGUCUAGAAUUAAAUAAUGCAAUUGAGCAUUUCUUUAACAAGAUCUUGACUAAUUUUAUUUUGGUCUGGUACAACCAAUUCACUGACAGUGGCGAAUUUGUAAAUGAACUGCGCUACUGUUUCAAGUAUGCAAGUGCUACUUUAAUAAACCGAUUUUUUCGAAUCGACCAUAUCGAGAUUAUCACCAAUAAACUAGUCCCACAAGUAAUCAAGCACAUUGACGACUAUCUUUAUAUGCACCAAAUUGGAAAGCUGAAAAAUGUUAAGUUCCAUGAUGUUAUUGUUGAAUACCUGGGAACAAAUUUACAUCCAGCUACCACAAAUCGAAAAAAUGAACUGCUUUAUCUUCAACAUUUAAGCAAUGAGUUGAUCAGAUAUCUUCUGCCACACAAUUACGUAAAUUGCAAAAACUACUCUGUUUUGCUUCGAGAGCUACUAUCCGGUUGGGUUCUUCUGCCUUUAAUGGAUGUUAUAGCAGAUCCCAAUAUUAUAAAUUCCUUAGUAAUUUUAACAGUCAAUUAUAAACCAUCGAGGACGCCGAGACCUCAAGAUUUAAGCCCGGAAGUAGAAUUUUUGUGUACUCUAGUGGAAGUGGACAGCUCGAAAAGGUCCCCCUUUGCUACUUCGCUGAAUCAAAUAAAGAAUAGUACUGAUCUGUUAUAUGCGUUUAUGCAGUUUUUGAAGAAACAAGAGCAAGUGCAUUUGUUGCAAUUUUGCUUGGAUGUUGAUGAUUUCAAUGCGAAGCUUCUCACGCCAGAUUUAACCAAGAAACAACUUGAAGAACUCCACGUGCAAGCGCUGAACUUGCACAAAGAAUACUUUCAAGAAGAUUCGUUUAACUUUAUUGGUUGUUCUUCGGGGAUCUGUGCGCAAUUUAGCGCCCUUAUUGAUGAUAUUUAUAGGGUUGCAAAACUGCGCACCUCCAAGCCGUUGUACCAAGCCUAUGAUUUUGCUUUUAAUCAGUUGGAGGGGUUGUGGCUCCCACAAUUUUUCCACAGCAACGAGUUUUACAAGUGCAUCUGUGGAUCAAAAGCGACAUCGUCGUUCAACAAAGCAGCGAUAAAGAGUAAAAGAUUUUGUGAACAAUCCAGCUAUGGUACAGUUUCAAAAUUUAGUAGCAGCAUCGGAAAAAUAAAGGGCGUCUUAAAAACUGCUACACCAGUUGAAGGAUGUGUUCAACACUUGAAAACCGAUUUCACCGAAAAUGAUCUUCUGCCAGCAAACCUCACACGUGAUUUGAGUAACUGGAAAGUUACAAUAUCUUCUUAUAAGGUUAUUCCAGACACUAAAAUAAUCUACUUCUGUUUGAACAUUUCUUAUGUAGACAAUUCGGGACUGCAAAGCAUUUCGAAUAACUGGCUAGUAUGGAGAAAAGAUCAGGACUUUUUCACUUUAAAGUCUAAACUGGUGGAGUUUCAUGGGGAAAGUGAGAUAUGCGAUUCUCCGUUGCCAUCAAGAAAAGCAGGUGCGCUAGUGGAGCCCCGCAUCGCAAAGUAUGAAAGCUUUUUAAUAAAAUUGCUGCAGAAACCCAGUCUUAGGGGUAGUGAUUUGCUUCACACCUUCCUCACCAGACAAGACGACUUCACUUUAGUUAUCUCAACUAUGGCCCCAAACAGUCAAGAUAUGGGCAAUAUAUAUCAAUCAGUAGCUUAUAAGUUAAGGAAAGAAAAAGGGCAAUAUUUGGACACUUUUAUCAACACCUUCGUCAGCUCUGUCACAAAACCCAAACAAGAAAAAGUAGACAUAGCUGAGGAAGGUGUAGAGCUUGAUGCUUCAAUAGACGAACAUUCCGGGCAAACUCACGCAAGAACUUUUAAUAAUGAUGUUUUCAAAAAUAACUUUGCAAUUCCCUGUAACUUAAACCCUGGGAUUUCUGCGAGCAAUUUCAACCCCGCGUUGUUUUCGGAAAGUUUAUUUUACUUAUUUAGACAAGUGUUCAAAAUAAAUAAUGUUGUGCUGCGUAUUUAUGUGGCGAUUUGCAGUGUGAUGCAGAAGCUGGUGGAUCUGUUUGCUAAAUUAGUAAUUGAGACUAAGAUUAAAACUAUGUUAACGCAACAUAAUCUAGCGCAUCUCAUUAGAUUAUUGGAAGACGCGAUUUUUGCCCAUCGCAGUCAUCACACGGCAGACGAAUAUGAUGCGCGAAAAGAUAAAGCAUUCAGAAACAUCGAGUUUUGUCCCAACUAUUUAGACAGAUGUUUGGGAGGACAUAUGAACGAAGGUUUAAGGACUCUUUUGGAUGUAUUACAAAACCCGCACUACAACAAGCAACUCUGUUAUAACCUUUUCGAUGUGCUUCUAAUCGAAAUGUUUCCAGAGUUAAACGAAGCUAAGUAAAAUUUCGCUUUGCAAUUAUACAUACAUACAUAGGAAUUCAGUUGAUAUUAGUUGCAGCUUAGUGAUAUUUCGUUAUAUGUAUUAUUAAAUUCAUUAUUAAACCUAGUGUUUUUUGAGGAAAGCA